Molecule: messenger RNA, 1237 nt
Organism: Prionailurus viverrinus (fishing cat)
Lineage: Eukaryota; Metazoa; Chordata; Mammalia; Carnivora; Felidae
Gene: MOS
Product: MOS proto-oncogene, serine/threonine kinase
Exons: 1
Coding region: 47-1237 (396 amino acids)
Biological process (GO): protein phosphorylation
Molecular function (GO): protein kinase activity; ATP binding
Source: RefSeq, a predicted model, not a curated record
GAUCGUUUCCCCCUUCUGAUAAAAACACUUGCUGAUUACACCCCAGAUGCGGCUCCUUUGGGGGAAAACGAAGGAAGAGGAGAAAAAACGCUGGGUGGAGCCAAGGGGUCGGCAGCAAGGCUUCCAAACUCCCGGGGCCUCUUCCCUUUUCGCUCGCCUGUGUGGCUCCGGGGUCCGCUUCGAAGGCGCGAUGCCCUCGCCGCUUCCCCGGCGCGGUUACCUCCCCGGCGAGUUUUCGCCCCCGGUGGACUCGAGGCCCUGCAGCAGCCCUGCUGAGCUGCCAGGUAGGGCAGGGAAGCUCCUCGUGGGUGGCACUCCUCCCAGGGCCCCGCGGCUACCGCGCCGGCUGGCCUGGUGCUCCAUUGACUGGGAGCAGGUGCGCUUCCUGCAGAGGCUGGGAGCUGGCGGGUUUGGCUCGGUGUACAAGGCCACCUACCACGGCGUUCCGGUGGCCAUAAAGCAAGUGAACAGGUGCACCAAGAACCGACUGGCGUCCCAGCGCAGCUUCUGGGCCGAGCUCAACAUCGCCAGGCUUCGCCACGACAACAUCGUGCGGGUGGUGGCCGCCAGCACGCGCACGCCCGCAGGCUUUAACAGCCUGGGCACCAUAAUCAUGGAGUUCGGUGGCGAUGUCACCUUACACCAAGUCAUAUACGGUGCCCCCAGCUGCCCUGAGGAGGACGCGGAGCCUCGCUGCUGUGCCGGAGAGCAAUUCAAUUUGGGAAAGUGUCUGAAGUAUUCCCUAGAUGUCGUGAACGGCCUGCUUUUCCUUCACUCGCAAAGCAUCGUACACUUGGACCUGAAGCCUGCGAACAUUCUGAUCAGUGAGCAGGACGUCUGCAAAAUCGGCGACUUCGGUUGCUCCGAGAAGCUGGGAGAUCUGCCGUGCUGCCGCGCUCCCCCUUACCCCCCGGGGGGCACCUACACCCACCGAGCCCCAGAGCUCCUGAAAGGAGAGGCCGUAACGCCCAAAGCUGACAUCUAUUCCUUUGCCAUCACUCUCUGGCAAAUGAGUACCAAGGAGGCCCCGUACUCAGGGGAGCGGCAGUACGUGCUCUACGCUGUGGUGGCCUACGAUCUUCGCCCGUCUCUGUCAGCAGCUGUCUUCACAGACUCCGUGUCUGGGAAAAGACUGGGGAAGAUCAUCCAGUGCUGCUGGAGGGCCAGUGCCUUGCAGCGGCCAAGUGCAGAACUCCUCCUGGUCGACCUUAACUCCUUAAGAGCUGAAUUUGGCUGA